Messenger RNA from Trypanosoma cruzi, 564 nucleotides. RefSeq lists its product as uncharacterized. The transcript has a single exon. NCBI's taxonomy places the organism in Eukaryota, Euglenozoa, Kinetoplastea, Trypanosomatida, Trypanosomatidae. Gene Ontology annotation, biological process: protein polyglutamylation; cilium assembly. The record is from RefSeq and is a predicted model, not a curated record. Gene Ontology annotation, cellular component: ciliary basal body. The annotation marks the transcript as partial.
ACGUUAGCGGAAUAUAUUUUACUUCUUAAAAGACAAGAAGAGGCUAAAAGCAUGGGCAAUAGCGACGGCGGAUUUGCGCACCCAAUGGACGAGUACCGCUCGCCAAAUGCAAGGCCACCUAAGGAGUAUCUCAUUCUUGAUGUCCGCUCAGAGGAAGAUUACCGGACCUGUCAUAUUGAGGGCUCACUGCACUACCCAAAGCGACGGUUGGUACACGCAACAAACCCAUUUCUUCCGGAGAUGUUUGAAUUUAAGAAUAAAGAUAACAAGUGUAUCGUAUUGUACGAUCUAGAAGAGGAAUUAACAGUUGGACAGAGCGUUGGCAAGAUCCUCUUUGAAAAGGGCGUUGAUAAUUUAGCAGUUCUAACGGGAGGAUUACGAGAAUUUGUACAGGACUAUGCUUCUCUAAUAGUGGGAAAGUGCCCUGUUCCGAUAGUUCCCCGGGACAAUCGCCUUUUAAAACGUGCAGAGGCGCUAGCAGCAGCGCGGAGUGAAACGCAACGGAGCAUGUUUACUCAUAAACCAAAGAGCUUGUCGAAUAGUCUUGCCAAGCCAAGACGGUAG